This is a messenger RNA of Galleria mellonella (greater wax moth), 4970 nucleotides long. RefSeq names its product pinopsin-like. The record is from RefSeq and is a predicted model, not a curated record. Gene Ontology annotation, biological process: G protein-coupled receptor signaling pathway. Bases 286 to 1986 code for a protein of 566 amino acids. The transcript has 8 exons. Lineage: Eukaryota; Metazoa; Arthropoda; Insecta; Lepidoptera; Pyralidae. Gene Ontology annotation, molecular function: G protein-coupled receptor activity. Gene Ontology annotation, cellular component: membrane; photoreceptor outer segment.
UUACUCAUUCAGUGCGUUACAAAUUGUGUCGAGAUCUGCUCGCCUCUCGAUUUCGCGAGCACUCCCAACUAGAUUUCAGGAUACGCGAAAAUUAAUACGUAAAUAAAUAAAAAUUUAAUUCAUCAUAAGAAAAUCAAAGUAUUGUACAAUGUAUGUAUAAUGUAUAUAUUCAGUUAAUGCUAAAUAAGAAAGAAAAGAUAUUCGUGACAUCACAGUAAAUGUGGAAAAACAGGCAGCAAAAUGUAGAUUCAAUAAAGUUAGUGAUUUAUUAAAAGUGGCAUUAAAAUGACUUCGUUUAAUAACAACAUCAACUACACAGUGAUAAAGGCGUAUGAAGAAGAUUUUCCACUGUUGAUGCCAAAAUGGGGUUAUGUGGCGUCCGCAUUCGUAUUGUUUCUUAUAGGAUUCUUCGGUUUCUUUUUAAACCUCAUGGUGAUACUGCUGAUGUUUAAAGAUAGACAGCUAUGGACACCACUGAACAUCAUAUUGUUCAACUUGGUGUGUUCAGAUUUCUCCGUAUCAGUGUUGGGGAAUCCUUUCACGCUCAUCUCAGCGCUCUUCCACCGAUGGGUGUUUGGACACACCAUGUGUGUCCUUUAUGGUUUCUUUAUGGCUUUAUUGGGUAUAACAUCCAUCACUACACUAACAGUGAUAUCUUUCGAGAGAUACAUGUUGGUCACUCGUCCACUGAGUUCCAGACACUUGAGUUCGAAGGGAGCUAUUUUAUCCAUAGUAUUUAUUUGGACCUACUCCUUGGCACUCACUACUCCACCGCUAAUAGGUUGGGGGAACUAUGUCAAUGAAGCUGCUAAUAUCAGCUGUUCAGUGAACUGGCAUGAACAGUCUACGAAUACGCUCACAUACAUUAUGUUCCUAUUUGCAUUAGGACAGAUUAUUCCACUCACUGUCAUCACCUAUAGCUAUGUCAACAUUAUUAGAACGCUGAAAAAGAAUUCCCAACGACUCGGACGAGUAAGCCGGGCGGAAACCAGAGCUACCGCUAUGGUCUUUAUAAUGAUUAUAUCAUUCACAAUAGCCUGGACACCGUACUCCUUGUUCGCCUUAAUGGAACAGUUUGCUACGGAAGGAAUUAUUUCUCCCGGAGCCGGAGUUAUACCAGCUUUAGUGGCCAAAAGCUCGAUCUGCUAUAAUCCCCUUAUAUACGUUGGGAUGAACACACAAUUCCGGCAGUCAAUUAAACGCAUAUUCGGAAUGCAUAAUAAUAAAAUGCAAUCACAAACUGAAAAGGGUCACAACACAACACUGUCGCCAACACACAAGACGUCUGGUACGAACGAAGCAAACACCUGCUACAACUCAACUGAAACGAUGAUAUCGGUAUCUUCCAAAAAGCAUAUCAAAGAUAAAAAAAUUGUCUUCAACGACGAACUAUCAGAAAACAUUAAAACUGAAAAUCGAUUCUACCAAAAAGAUUUAGAACUUUGUACAAUACAAGAAAAUCGAUCGCGAUCGGAUUUGGAGAGGUCAGAUGAUACUAUAUAUGAAGACAGCACUCAUAAUAACAAAAAGUUUCAACUGUUUGGACCAUCUUGUAAACUAUUUCAGAAACGUUCGCCCGGCGUUACUAUUAUAGAUAAAGAACAUUUGAUUUUCAGUAAAACUAAAUUGAAGGAUGAUGAAAACGAUGCAUCUGAUGAAAUGACGAAUGCUUACGGUAACGAAGGUUACGUAGAACAUACGACUGAUACAUUAAAUGAAAAUACGUAUCGCACUGAAUACGAAAAAAUAAAGUCGCAAAAAGAAAUAAAACGCAGUUUCUCUUUAGAUUUAAAUAUUGUUUCAUAUGAAAAUAAGAAGAGAAAAAUGUCAAUAGAGAGUAAAUUUGAGGCCAUUGCACAACCAAAGGGAUUUAUUAAAGAUGGUAUUAUGGGGAAAUUAUUUGAUCAGGAUACUAACCAAUUUAAAACAUAUCUAUGUAGUAUUGAGAACCAAAAUACUGAUAGUGCCGAUGAUGAUGAUAAUUAAUAUAAUUGAUUAUUUAAGUGAUUUUUGGGAUCAAAUUAUCAAUUAAUAUACUUAAUAUAUAUUACUUCAUAUUAUUAGUAUUAUGUAGUAUCAAUUAGACAAUUCGAAAUUUUGUCCUUUGAAGGGAGCUAUUUUUGUUUCAUUAAUAAUUCUAUUCAUUCAAUUAAAAAAACCUGAAUCUUUAGAAUUUUGUCAAUUAAUGUAAUUUACUUAUUUAGUAAGAUAUUAUAAUACGAAUAUACGAGUACAUAUUAGUAUGUAUAUCCUGAUAUUAUAUAUAAAGGUUGAGUAUUUCAUUAGAUGUUCUUAAAUAUUAAUUAUUACUUUUCUAAGUUAUUAUAACUGCAUAAUUAUUAUGUUGCUCUUAGAGUCUAGUAGUAAAUUACUGGACUCAAUAUGAAUGAUACAAGAAGUAAGUAGUCCAGAAACAUUUUUGUUUAGUAUAAAAACUAUAUAUUUUUUAUUAUGUCGGAGAAAUUAUUCGAUGAGAGGUGCUGACAAUUUAAUGAGUCGUGUUAGGGUCUGUGAUAAUAGCUAUGAGUGUCAAUGUGAAAUAAAUAUUUAUUUAUUGUAGGAUAUGAUUAUUUUUUUAUAUAUUAUACAAAAAUAAAAUUUAAUACAAAUCAUCUGAUCUAUAAAAAUAAUAAAGCUUUAAAUUAAUAAAAUACACUGGCUUACGUCCAAAUUCUUCAAAUUUUCUACAUCAAAUUUCGUAUUUGUCGAUUAUAUUAAAAUUUAAUAGCGUAUAAUAUCUGUAAUAAUUUAUAACGUAAUAUUUGUGCUAUUAGAUUGCAAAAUUUUAUAAUUAAUAUUAUCAUUAGAAGUUAAUAAUAUAAAAUGUUUGAUUAUUAAUUUUGAAGCUAUCAUCUUAAGCUUUCUUUUAUAUGGUUAGCUACAAUUAAAUUGCACACUUAUAUUGAUAUAAAUAAUAAUAAAUCAUUACCGCCAAUAUAAUUACAUAGCAUAUAAAUAAAGUAGAGCAUGUAUUACGGGUAUUAAACAAAAAUACAACAUAUACUUUUUUUGUAAAUAUAAUACGUAGUACAACAAUUCCUAAAGUGGAUUCCACUAAACCUAGGAGUUUUAUAAAAAGUCACACGAGUUCCACGAAAUUAUAUACACAGUGAAACAAUUUCAUUCUUCAAAUAAAAAAUAAAAGGAAACUAUAAAGUUUUAUACUUUUAAAAUAUUUCCUCUGAAGUCACCGGCAAGUUUCCACCCCAACUACCCUGCACAUAGUAAUGUGCGGCGAGCGACACCAGCAGAAGGGGGCCCGCGCCCCGGACCGCUCUCCCACGUCCCCUUUAGGCGGCUACGUGCGGCGAAAACCAAUACCAGUUUUAAAAUAUAUCUAAUAAAAGCUUUUGUUCUUAUUUAAAUUACAGUGUUUUUGAUUUGUAAUCGUUUGAUAUGGGGUUCCAUAAGAUAAAAGGUGUUUGAUAGGCGUUCCGUUAUCUUAAAAGUUUAGGAACCCUUGACGUAGUAAAUAUUCAGCUGAAUACAAAGAUAAUUAUGAACACAAACGUUUGUAUUGUGUGUGAGUAGAACCCGGGACCAUCGGAAUUUGAGGUGGUAUUGUUAAACCGGUACACCACCAAGGCGGUCAAAUAGCCAAUCCGCGUUUGUCUUUAGCAUUUAUAUAAUACAAUUCACGGUUCUGUUAUAUUUUGUAAAAACCAUAAAAAUUACUUCUUCUUAUGGUCAAAUUGUUGUCGGUAGAAAUACAAGACUCAUUACAAGUCCUACCGUUCUAUAUUUUUGGUACAUUUUUAUGGCUUUAAUAUUGACGUCUUUAUAAAUUAAUAAUAAUAAAAUAUUAAUCUGUGUAUUAGAUAGUGUACAUAAAAUAUUACUUUGUUAGAAAAUACGUCUUCGUAAUUUGAUAUCAUUAAAAUUGUCUUUACACAAACAACAAUUUUACAAAAAUAAGAUAAAAGUCUUGAUUAAGAAUUUGCAGAUGAUUGUCCUGUAAUAGAAUUGAUUUUAGAUAGCCAUUCUCUAUCUCUUAAAUUGGAAUUUUAGUCCAAUACAACAAUGAAAGAUUUAUUACAAACCGCUAGGUAUGUUCAAUUAAAUUGCGGACGAAAUUAAAUUAAAUAUUUAAUGAUCCGUAACACAAUAGUUAUGCUAAACUAUCGAAUUAAUAUUUUAAUUUUAGAGAUAGGUUUGCAGAAUGGCUCCUCGGAAUUGACCUCAAUGUACGUUGUUCUAUAUGCUAUUAUAAUUAUUUCCACGCCAAGUCCCUUAAGGGAUAGGCAGAGAGAAGCGAGGGCCAAAUAUCCUCCUACACAUCCACCGGUUUUAAAAUCUCAGCUAACAAUCAUAAUAGACUGGAUUAUAGAUAUAUGUAUAUCUCCUCCAGUACGUACCUACACAGUCUAUACAGUUUAUAUUCAGUUAUAUAAACCAGAAAAUAGAUGGAAUGAUAAUAUAUAACAAUGAAGACAACUCACUUGCCCUAUCUUGAUUAAUUCACCAGAUGUUAAUUACAAUGGACAAGUUUCCGUUACUAGUAACUCCAUCCCCUUGAUAUUCCAGUAUACCUGCCUAACCGAAGAUAUAUUAAUUGAUUAAUUGAUUGUGAUUGUAUGUGUCAAAUUGUAUUUAACCAAUUAGAUAUGUUUUAUGUACGAUUAGAUAUAAGAACAACGAAUUAUGUGUAUUUUUUAAUCAAACCUAAAAAAUCUAAAUCUGUUGUCAAUUUAUAAACAUGGAAAUGAAUUCAAAUAAUUUAUAUUAAUGAUUAUAUAGGUUCUUGUUUGUUUGAAAACGUUAAUUUGUUUUAUUAGUCUAAAAAAAACAUUUCAAGUCACUACUUUGGAAAUUCUAUUAUUAUUUAUUAAUUCAAAUAUUAUAAACAUAUUAAAUAGUACAACUAUAUACUGUUACAUAGAUAACUUUGUCAUAUGUUAUAUAUUAUAUUUAUUCAUCCAAAUAUUGUAUUUUAUUAUAUUUGAUUUAUUGUGUGUAGAUAAUAAAAAAUA